GAGUUCAUAUUACUCGAAAAAUAUAAUGAAUCGUUUUAUAAUUUUAUGUGUGUCGUUGCGACGUGUUUAAGAUUGAAUGUAGCAUUUUUUGACAUGUUUCCAUGUCCGAAAAACAAAAUUUUCAUUACGAACGAGCUUGGUUCCGGUUUGGUUCUUCAAUACCAUUGUCAUUCAAGAGACAACAAUUUAGACGUCGCAAAUUUACAAUUCAACGAAUCAAAGGAAAUCGUAUUCGCAGACAAGUUAGGAAGAAGGACAAGAUGGACUUGUCUUUUGAAACACGGCUUAUACAUGCGAUAUUAUUCAGAAUUUAUAGCAUACAGAAUGGCUAACGUUCGUCGAUAUGGUGCUUACCGUGAAUGGAUUGCCAGAAAAGAUGGAAUUUAUGUUAUAAGAAAUCGAAAUCCGCCACCAACGUUCCAUCAUAUACAUGUUAUAAGUAAUGUUGAUGACAAUGAUAUUAUUUAAUCUUUAUAAUAAUCUACGUCAUAACCUAUGGUGAUUGUUCUU
Messenger RNA from Arabidopsis lyrata subsp. lyrata, 510 nucleotides. Its product is annotated as S-protein homolog 14. The transcript has a single exon. Bases 46 to 468 code for a protein of 140 amino acids. NCBI's taxonomy places the organism in Eukaryota, Viridiplantae, Streptophyta, Magnoliopsida, Brassicales, Brassicaceae. The record is from RefSeq and is a predicted model, not a curated record.